CCCCAAAUACACGACACACCAAAAACAAAAGCAAAACAAAGAAGACUCUCUCUCUCUCUCUAUCUCUCUUUCUCUCUCCUCAUCCUACGCACACAGAGCACAAGCGUGACCAUGGCUUCCUCCUCCUCCUCAUCUUCUUCCAGGAGUCAACGUCAGGUCCCGAUCCUCCUCCUCCUCGUCACGUGGAUCUCAAUCGCCGCCUCCGUCGCCGCCGCCAGGCCCUGCAAAACCCUGUGGGUUUCCUCCUACUCCUUCUCCCUCCGCCAGCAACCCUCCUCCUCCGGAUCCGUCACCGUCUUCACCGAGAUCAGCCACUUCCGCCCCCUCCUCCCCGCCGACGCCGCCUUCUUCAUCGACGUCGACGACCGCCCCGAACUCUCCCAAUUCCAACUCCAACAGCAACAGCAACAACCACAACCACAACCACAACAGCUUCUUCCUCGGAUUCAGCCUCUCCUGUCCUCCGCCGCCGCCGAUCUCAGCUCCCUCCGCGACCGCACCAAGGACAUCCUCAGCGUCGUCGUCGCCCUCCUCUUUGGCGUCGGCUGCGGCGCCCUCACCGCCGCCACCAUGUACCUCGCCUGGUCCCUCUUCUCCACCCGCAAUGACUACUCCGAAGAAUUCGAAGACGCCGACGAGCUCAGCCCUAAGAAGAUGGGAUACGUCAAGAUUCCCGCCGCCGAUUCCAAACAAAGCGCCGCGGUAUGACCUAAUCAUGAUCAUUAUCGACUAAAACCCUAAUUUGUGUAUUUGGAAGACAGAAAUUUCAAGUGUUUGUAUAUGAAACUGUGAUGGAGAACUGGUCAUUCAGACUUUGUGCUUCUUUGUCGUCGUUUUGUGUGGUUGAUAAUCAUCAUGAUACAUGAUACUAAAGCCAAGUGCCUGUGAUCUGGUCUGUAUUUAUUGGUUACGCUUUUUAUGCGUUUAAAUAUCUGUGUAUGCUUUUAUAAUCUGCUGCUCUUGCAAUGGUUUAUCUCUUUUGUUUGUGUUAUCUCUUGUUAUUUUCUGUAUUAUCAAGUGCUUCCAAUGGAGUUGAAUAGCCCCAAUUUGCUUCUAAA
This is a messenger RNA of Morus notabilis, 1058 nucleotides long. RefSeq lists its product as uncharacterized. NCBI's taxonomy places the organism in Eukaryota, Viridiplantae, Streptophyta, Magnoliopsida, Rosales, Moraceae. Bases 112 to 708 code for a protein of 198 amino acids. The record is from RefSeq and is a predicted model, not a curated record. The transcript has a single exon.